UGAUCAUGUAGAAAACUGUUUUGUAUAAAGGUUGGUAAUGAUCAUUACUGACUUUUCAUUGGUUGGUAUUAUCGGUUUGAAACGUCACGAAAAUGAUGUCAUUUUACAUCCAAUUUUAUGUAUCGGAAAAUUUUUAAGUCAUUCAAUCAAACAUCCACCACACAUAAAAGGUAGUAUUAAACACACUGAAAAAUUAAUGGAAAAAUCAAGCAAAAGGCCAAUUUUCUCAAAAGAUUAAAUAAGGAGAUACCAGCUGUAAAAUGUAUGUUGUUCUGCGAUCUCCACAUAUAAAACACACACGACCUAGCCUGUUAAAAUGUUGUCGGCAUUCUCACCUAAACACCCAUUGCGUAUGUAACGUAAACAUUCGAAUAGCAAAUUCAAGUUUAAUCGAAUCGAAACGAUUGUAUACUAUAAGUACCCACAAACAUAUUGUAUUUUACGAUAAUUUUAAGCCAUUGAAAACCCAUAAUCCUGUUAGUUACGAAUUGGCCAGGCAUAUUUCCCUCUCGGCUAUAAGAUUUGAAAAGGAGCCGCUAAAACCCUCAUCCAAAGUAGAAGUUACGGUCACAGAGCUAAAAAAGAAAAAAGAAGAACCAACAGAAGUAGCAAAACCUGUAGUGAAAAAAUCAAUAGCUCAAAAAAUCUGGCAUGAGCUAGUUCAUUACUACCAUGGGUUUCGUUUAUUGUUCAUUGACAUAAAAAUAUCCACAGGACUAUUAUGGAGGGUGCUAAAUGGAAAAAACCUAACAAGAAGGGAGCAUCGACUGUUGACAAGAACAGUUGGUGAUGUUUUUCGUUUGGUACCAUUUUCAGUAUUUAUCAUCGUUCCAUUUAUGGAACUGUUAUUACCAGUUUUCAUCAAAUUUUUCCCUGGGAUGCUGCCCUCUACAUUCCAGACAGCCACAGAAAGAGAGGAUAAGAUAAAGCAAAGCUUGAAAGUCAAACUUGAAAUGGCUAAGUUCCUACAGGGUACCCUGGAUGAAAUGGCAGUCCAGCAUAAAGAUAGAUAUUCGGAUAAGGCUAAAGAAUUUGUUGAGUGGUUCAACAAAGUUAGAACAUCAGGUGAACCAGUAUCUACGGAUGAGAUCAUGAAAUUUUCUAAGCUAUUCGAAGAUGAGAUAACCUUAGAUUCUUUAUCAAGGAGUCAACUGAUAGCUCUCUGUAGAGUAUUGGAUGUGCAAACACUAGGCACAAAUAAUUUCCUACGUUUCCAGCUGAGAAUGAAGUUGAGAAGUUUAGCGGCAGAUGAUAAAAUGAUACAGAAAGAGGGAGUUGACAGUUUGACAUUAGCUGAGGUUCAACAAGCUUGCAGAGCAAGGGGUAUGAGAGCUUAUGGUGUAAGUGAAGAGCGGUUACGACAACAAUUGAAACAAUGGUUGGAUUUGAGCCUGGAUAAAAAAGUGCCUCCAUCACUUCUGCUGUUAUCUCGGGCAUUGAUGCUUCCAGAGACCAUACCAACAGAGGAUAAACUCAAAGCUACCAUCUCAGCCCUUCCAGAGACUGUUGUCAAACAUACGCAAGCUGCUAUUGGUGAAAAAGAGGGUAAGAUCGACAACAAGGUGCGCGUAGAGAUCCUCAGAGAGGAAGAAAAGAAGAUCAGGGAAGAGCGCGAAGAGCGUCGCGAAGAAAAGAAGAAACUGGAGAAGGUCAAAGAAAAGGUCAAGGACAAAGAAAUCCUGGUGGACAAAGCACCAAUCCUCUCGACUAGCACGACUCCUAUUUUGGAAGAUACUGCUUUGAAGAUCAGUACAGAGAAAUUGGAGAAGGUUGAAGAGAAGCUGGAAGAACCUUUGCAAUCGAAGGACUUUAAGAUUAUAGAGAAUGCUAUUGAUUCUGUAUCGAAAGAGAAGAAGCUUAUUGUAGAGAAUAAGGAGAUACAAGAGUUGAAGAAAGAGGUGGAAGAUUACAAAGAGGAUAUUGAAGAUUUGGAGAAGACAUUGGCUAGUGAACCUACACCGGAGAUCAAAGAAACUAAGGCAGCUAAGAGACUGUUCAAGAGUGUCAAUAAGAUGAUCAAUAAAUUGGACAAGGUGCUGGUCGAUAUGGAGGAGAAAGAGAAGCAGCUGAAGAAAGAUUUGGAAGUAGAAGCUACUGAUAAGAAAAAAGAAGAAUUGUUGAAGAUAGAUGACAUAAUCUCGGCGAUCGUAAAGUUCAAAGGAGUGCCAGACCAGAGCAAGUUAGACCAAAUUGCGACUGUUCUGAAAAAAAUGGACGAUGAUCAUGAUGGUUCGUUGAAAAUUGAUGAUGUGCUGAAGAGCUUCUGACAACUACGGGUGUGUCCUCAUCAUCAAAGACCAAAACUUUGUUUUGAGCCUUGGUCGGCACAUCGUAAUAAUAGAGCCAAGUCUCGUUAUCUGUCACGAUGGUACCCAGAGAGAACAAAGUUCCUUCUGUGUAAAUGGGCAUGUAGAAUUGCUGGUGCAUGAAGCUGAAAAGAUCUGUUGGUAAUAGAAAUUAUCGGCAAAGAAAACGUCAAUCUAAGUGGGAAACAAAUCGAAGAAUUAUUUGAACUCUUAGACAAAGAAGAAAUUCUUGAAGUGGAGGAUAAAAUCGAGAAAGCCCUUCAAAAAGGCAGGGAACAGAGCUCAGGUCAGGAUAAACUACCCCCUCCCAAAGACGGUAAAAGCAAAUCAGACGAAAAAACGGCAACAGCGAAAAAAGAGGAUGUAACGUCACCUCCCCCACCGCCCGGAAAGCCCAAGAUGGAUAAACAACCAGUCAUCACACCACCUCCAAGUAUUGACAAAACAAAGUCAGAGAACUCCAAGCAGCUUUAGUCUGUCUCGUUUAAAAACAGAGUCCUUAUUUAUUUUGUUAGUUACAGUCCAACUUUAGCUUUAGAUGUGUGGAGGUGUCAGCUAUCAUAUGUCAACUGUGCUUGUGAGGUUAUGUCAUGCAGUUGGAGUAUUACGUUUACGGAAUUUUGACUUGGACUGUCUGAAAAAAUGUCCGUUCGCUAAAGUUUGACGGUGACCAGUGUAAAAAUGUGAGUGGAAUAAAUUAUUUUUCUUUACAAAGGCUGUAAAUAUUUUUCCUUUUAAGCUGUGAAUGAAUUUGUCCAGAUUUAUUUUGUAUUAUUUUUGUACAGUCAAGGAUAGAGAUAAAAUGCGAAGCAGUGUCCCUAAUUUUUUUUGAUUUCCAUAGUGAUGAAAUUUUGAAGUGCUUUUAUUGUUUUUUUGUAAAGGUUCACAAUUGAGAAUUGUUAUAUGUACAAACGUACAGUUAUACAGUUAAAAGGUGUUUUUUGAUAAAUAAAAUGUGUUGAACACAA
Messenger RNA from Acanthoscelides obtectus, 3274 nucleotides. NCBI's taxonomy places the organism in Eukaryota, Metazoa, Arthropoda, Insecta, Coleoptera, Chrysomelidae. The record is from the annotation of a GenBank genome assembly.